AUGCGUUACUCGCUAUUCAAGGCCGCGGCCGUCACCCUCCUUAGUCUCGGAGGUUCCUUCUUCACACAAGGCUUUCCUUCUCCAAUUCGAGAUAUCUCCUCGCUCGACCUUGCCAAAAGAUCAGACGGUUGGGAUCAGCUCGAUAGAAGAACUAGAAGUGCUGUACCGGAUAUCACCAGAAGUUACACAAUCGAUCCAGCUCUCAAGACGCCAAGUGGGGAUGGAUGGACCCUAUAUUGGAUUGUUCCUUCAGUCUUCGACAACGUGGGAGGUCUGAGUAGGAAAGAGAUUCAUGAUGUGUAUGGUGCCGCCGAAAUUGGCUAUAACAUAGCAAGCAAGAGCAUGGGGGUGCUACAAGCAAACACGAAGAUGCCGCAAAAUAGACCUGGAGUGCCGUUACGCGAGAUGCUGCUGGCCUUGUGGAAGGAUCAUGCUAAGCAACGUCUGGCAAAUUUGAAGCAUAUUGUCUAUCAGAAUAUCCAGAAUGAUGAGGUGGUGUCUGUUCUUAGGGAAGCCAUUGUCAAGAUGGGGAACCCCAAGUCUAAACAAGUGACAGUAAAGGCAUCGGCAACUACGGACCCAGAGAAGGAGACGUUCGAGCUUCUCAGCAAUACAGUAUUCGGCAUAGGGGCGGCGAAGAUGGUCAACGACUAUGUGGGCAUGGAGGGUCGCACGGUAGUGUCAAUUACAGUCAGCACCAUGUGGGAUCUCCGAAUGACCAUCAAUCUGUCUUGA
Molecule: messenger RNA, 735 nt
Organism: Amorphotheca resinae ATCC 22711
Lineage: Eukaryota; Fungi; Ascomycota; Leotiomycetes; Helotiales; Amorphothecaceae
Exons: 1
Coding region: 1-735 (244 amino acids)
Source: RefSeq, a predicted model, not a curated record